AUGGGUGGUAGUGUGGGUGACAGAAAGAAUAAUCUCUUCCUUCUUGUGCGACCAAAUCUACGCUUCGAAGCACUAACAUCCCCAACCAUCGAUCUCUUUUCUUCCCUCUUUCUUUCUUUCUUUCUUUCUUUCUUUUUCACACACACACACACACACACACUGGUUUUCUCUCCAUUUCUCUUUGCCUUAACCAUUCCCCUCUGUUUACUUACUGUCUUAUUUUCUUUUCCAUUCAUUUCUAUUUAUUCUCUCUCUCUCUCUCUUUCUCUCUCUCUCUCUCUCUUUCUCUCAUUCCCUAAACUCACUCACUCACUCAGAUUCUAUAUAUCUCCCUUUUUCUCAGUUUCUCCUAAUCCCCGCUUCAAUCUAUCUAUAUUUCUUCUUCAUAUUUCCAUUUACUUACUCUCUCUCUCUCUCUUUUUCUUUAUUUCAUUCUCUUUCUCAUCCCUUUCUCUCUCAUUCUCUAUUUAUCUCUUUUUCAUUCUCUCUUCCGCUAACCCUUUCUCUCUCUCUCUCUCUCUCUCUCUCUCUCUCUCUCUCUCUCUCUCUUUAUGUGUUUGUGGGAGUCGGUUUCAAACCUCUACUUUCAUUCCUUUAUCAUCUCGUUUCCAUCUCGCCUUAUGGUUCUGCUGA
This is a messenger RNA of Acanthosepion pharaonis, 633 nucleotides long. The record is from the annotation of a GenBank genome assembly. Lineage: Eukaryota; Metazoa; Mollusca; Cephalopoda; Sepiida; Sepiidae.